Messenger RNA from Balaenoptera musculus (blue whale), 6229 nucleotides. RefSeq names its product MORC family CW-type zinc finger 2 (gene MORC2). The coding region runs from base 1218 to 4334 and encodes 1038 amino acids. Gene Ontology annotation, cellular component: nucleus. NCBI's taxonomy places the organism in Eukaryota, Metazoa, Chordata, Mammalia, Artiodactyla, Balaenopteridae. The transcript has 26 exons. Gene Ontology annotation, molecular function: zinc ion binding. The record is from RefSeq and is a predicted model, not a curated record.
CCUCGGGGGCUUGGGGCGUCGGGGAGUGCGCGAGGCGGCCUGGCUUGUGUGCACUGGCGGAGACAAAGCGGUGGCUGAGGUGGCAGUGGCGGCAGCGGCAGUGGCGGCGGAGGAGCCCUAAACGCCGAAGUUUGUGGUGCUGAGUCCGGUCACCAUCUCAUCCAGCGCGGCGCGCGGGCGGCUGGUCUCGCGGCGGCGGCGGCAGCGGCGGAGGCGGAGGCGGCGGCAGCACAUGGUUCCAAGAGCGCGCUGCGGUCGUUGGGUUCCAAUUCCGUGGGGAGGGACAAAGGCAGCUGUGAGCGCCGGGCAACGCCCGGUCGGGUGGUGCGCUCGCCACUGUCCUCGAUCCGGGCCUUGAAAGCUGGGACUAACUCCUCUUCGUGAGGAGGAGACCACGGGACCGAGGCCCAGUCAGGGCCUGAGAGGCUGAGGCCGGUGUCUGAGGGAAGUGGGGGAGGGGCGCGGCCCGCCUGAGUUAAUUUGGGCGGGUCAUUUCUGUGGCUACUUAGUGGGUCAUUGUGAGGUAAUUUGACCCACUACCCUGACGAAAUUGGGGCACACAGCAAGCUAGGUUUGGUCCGGGCUUUGAAAACAGAAAUCGGUCUUCAGCGCUUAGGAGAUCUUUCAGUUGGGAGGUGGUGAAGCCGGAACUAACGCCAUAUGCACUUCAUCAACAUCGUGGUCACCAGCCUGGGGCUAAUUUAAGGAUCCUGGGAUCAUUGAUGGCGAAGAGAUGGGUGGUUGUCCAGUUUUAUGACUGAAGUUGCUAAAUUUCCGGAUUGGUAAGUUUCCGGAUUGGUAAAUUUCCUCACAGGAAAUUUAGAGGAAUAACAACAAAAAAGGCUGGAAGAUCAUGAAGAUGGAGCAGUAAUUAAAUCGCCAACUCCAGUAUCAUCUCCUCUAGGACCAACCACAUUCCACUCCGUGAACUGUCGCAAAUUAACGCUGAAGCUCCUUAAGACUACACGUUUAUGACGUAGUUCCUUCCAAAAUAUUACAUCAUAGUCAUUGAGAAGAUUAAAAAAAAUGAAAGGAGAAAUUGAGUUUUGUUUUAGACAUCUUUUUGAAUAUAUCUUGGUUAGAUACUAGAUAACUUUGUUUAACUAAGGAGCACAGAUUUACGAAACCUUUACUGGAAGGAAUCCUGAAAAAUCUGUUCCAUUGUAAGCUUAUAGUUCCCAGUUAGUGGGUAAAGAACUGGAGACCUCACUGCACUCAUGGCUUUCACAAAUUACAGCAGUCUGAAUCGAGCUCAGCUAACCUUUGACUAUCUACACACAAAUUCAACCACUCAUGAAUUCUUGUUUGGUGCUCUUGCUGAACUAGUUGAUAAUGCAAGAGAUGCUGAUGCCACCAGAAUCGAUAUUUAUGCAGAAAGGCGAGAGGACCUUCGCGGAGGAUUUAUGCUUUGUUUUUUGGAUGAUGGAGCAGGAAUGGAUCCAAGUGAUGCUGCCAGUGUGAUCCAGUUUGGGAAGUCAGCCAAGCGAACGCCUGAGUCCACCCAGAUUGGGCAGUACGGGAAUGGGUUAAAAUCGGGCUCGAUGCGCAUUGGGAAGGAUUUUAUCCUCUUCACCAAGAAGGAAGAGACCAUGACCUGCCUCUUCCUGUCGCGUACCUUUCACGAGGAGGAAGGCAUUGAUGAAGUGAUAGUCCCAUUGCCCACCUGGAAUGCUCGGACCCGGGAACCUGUCACAGACAACGUGGAGAAGUUUGCCAUCGAGACGGAACUCAUCUAUAAGUAUUCUCCCUUCCGCAAUGAAGAGGAAGUGAUGACUCAGUUCAUGAAGAUUCCUGGGGACAGUGGAACGCUGGUGAUCAUCUUCAAUCUCAAACUUAUGGAUAACGGAGAGCCGGAGCUGGACAUAAUCUCAAAUCCAAGAGAUAUCCAGAUGGCAGAGACUUCCCCGGAGGGCACGAAGCCAGAGCGCCGCUCCUUCCGCGCCUAUGCUGCCGUACUCUACAUUGAUCCCCGGAUGCGGAUCUUCAUCCACGGGCACAAGGUGCAGACCAAGAGGCUCUCCUGCUGCCUCUACAAGCCCAGGAUGUACAAGUACACAUCAAGCCGGUUCAAGACCCGCGCGGAGCAGGAGGUGAAGAAAGCUGAGCACGUGGCACGGAUUGCUGAAGAGAAGGCAAGGGAGGCGGAGAGCAAAGCUCGGACAUUAGAAGUGCGCCUGGGCGGAGACCUCACUCGGGACUCCAGGGUGAUGUUGCGACAGGUCCAGAACAUGGCCAUUACCCUUCGCAGAGAAGCUGAUGUCAAGAAGCGCAUCAAGGAGGCCAAGCAGCGAGCGCUUAAAGAACCCAAGGAACUGAACUUUGUUUUUGGGGUCAACAUCGAACACCGGGACCUGGACGGCAUGUUCAUCUACAACUGUAGCCGCCUGAUCAAGAUGUAUGAGAAAGUGGGCCCACAGCUGGAAGGGGGCAUGGCAUGUGGCGGGGUCGUUGGGGUUGUAGAUGUGCCCUACCUGGUCCUGGAGCCUACACACAACAAGCAGGACUUUGCUGAUGCCAAGGAGUACCGGCACCUGCUGCGGGCGAUGGGGGAGCACCUGGCGCAGUACUGGAAGGACAUCGCCAUUGCCCAGCGGGGAAUCAUCAAGUUCUGGGAUGAGUUCGGCUACCUCUCUGCCAACUGGAACCAGCCUCCAUCCAGUGAGCUGCGUUACAAACGGCGGAGAGCUAUGGAAAUCCCAACCACCAUCCAGUGUGAUUUGUGUCUGAAGUGGCGGACCCUCCCCUUCCAGCUGAGUUCUGUGGAAAAAGAUUACCCUGACACCUGGGUUUGCUCCAUGAACCCUGAUCCUGAGCAGGACCGGUGUGAGGCUUCUGAACAGAAGCAGAAGGUUCCCCUGGGGACGUUCAGAAAGGAUCUGAAGACACAGGAAGAGAAGCAGAAGCAACUGACAGAGAAAAUUCGCCAGCAGCAGGAGAAGCUGGAGGCCCUGCAGAAAACCACACCCAUCCGCUCCCAAGCUGACCUGAAGAAAUUGCCCUUGGAAGUGACCACCAGACCUUCCACUGAGGAACCUGCACGUAGACCUCAGCGUCCUCGGUCACCUCCUUUACCUGCUGUGAUCAAGAAUGCCCCGAGCAGACCCCCUUCCCUGCAGGCUCCCAGACCAGCCAGCCAGCCCCGGAAGGCUCCUGUCAUCGGCAGCGUCCCAAAGCCUCCUGCCCCGACAGCGCGGGAGGAGGCCAGUACUUCCAGGCUGCUCCAGCCUCCUGAGGUGCCCCGAAAACCUGCCAACACUCCAGUCAAGACUGCGUCCCGGCCCGCCCCUCCCGUGCAGCCACCGUCACCAUCUCUGCUGCCCAACUCCAAGAGCCCUCGGGAGGUCCCCGCCCCCCGAGCCAUCAAGACUGCAGUGGUCAAGAAGCCGGAGCCGCCCAGUAAACUCUCCCUGGCCGUUCCUGGUCGGAAGCGGAGUCUUGGGGUCUCUGAUGAGGAAGAAGCCGAGGAAGAGGCUGAGAGGAGGAAAGAGAGGUCCAAGCGGGGCAAGUUUGCCGUGAAGGAGGAAAAAAAGGACUUGAAUGAGCUCUCAGACAGUGCUGGGGAAGAGGACCCAGCUGACCUCAAGAGCGCUCAGAAAGAUAAAGGGCUGCACGUGGAGGUGCGUGUGAACAGGGAGUGGUACACAGGCCGUGUCACAGCCGUGGAGUUGGGCAAGAACGUGGUGCGGUGGAAGGUGAAAUUUGACUAUGUGCCCACGGACACGACACCAAGAGACCGCUGGGUGGAGAAAGGCAGUGAGGAUGUGCGGUUGAUGAAGCCCCCUUCCCCGGAGUAUCAGAGCCCGGACACGCAGCAGGAGGGCGGGGAGGAGGAGGAGGAGGCGGCGGUGGCUCAGCAGGCUGUAGCCAUGGCCGAACCCUCCACCUCGGACUGCGUUCGCAUUGAGCCCGACACCACCGCCCCGAGCACCAACCAUGAGACCAUUGACCUCCUCGUCCAGAUCCUUCGGAAUUGUUUACGGUACUUCCUGCCUCCGAGUUUCCCCAUCUCUAAGAAGGAGCUGAGUGCUAUGAAUUCAGAUGAGCUAAUAUCGUUUCCUCUGAAAGAGUACUUCAAGCAGUAUGAAGUGGGGCUCCAGAACCUGUGCCAUUCCUACCAGAGCCGCGCCGACUCGCGGGCCAAGGCUUCCGAGGAGAGCCUGCGUACCUCCGAGAGAAAGCUCCGCGAGACAGAGGAGAAGCUGCAGAAGCUGAGGACCAACAUCGUGGCGCUCCUGCAAAAGGUGCAGGAGAAACAAGAUGCUCUGCCUGCUGUGAGACCAUACAUUCUUUUGGUGACUCUUGCGCAGAGAACAGAAGCAGGACGCCAAGUCUGAGCUGCUUCUCUUGGCUCCUGGCUCCUCAAGGUGUGGUGAAUCCAGUGCCGUUUGGAAGUUGGGGAGGCUCCAGGGGCAGGGCUGGGGGAGGGACAGGGCCCCCCAGGCUAGUGCUCCCCCAGGAGCUCCAAUCCAGGGGAUCCCCACAGGGCCACGGUCAGGAGGAGGCUCAGCGCUGAGCAGCUCCCUGUCUCGUGGCUCCUGCCUCAGGUCGGGGAUGUGAGUGGUGGCCCAAGUGGUCGGUCUUGGCUGUGGCACCGUCCAGACAGCUUGGGGAAGAAAGAUCCUCCUGUUCAACUUCCCCAUUCACCACCUAAGUUCUCCCUGCUGGAGAACUCACAGUGGACAGUGAGGUUUCCUGCCUCAAACACUUGAGUCCAGGUUGUGGCGUGGACAGAUCCGACUCUGGUCAGACUGCUGACCUGGGUAACACACUGAAUGUUUGAAUUCCAAAGGAUUCCCUUUAGGAAAGGACCAUGUGUGUGAAGGAGCCCCUGUGCUGGUUGGUGGCAGCCUCGUCUGUGGGUGUGGCAGGGUCCUAGGGAGCGCAUCUUCCUCAAUGGUCCCGGCCAUCUGGAGAGCCUGGCACUGCUUUUUCUCUUACUGCGUCCCCCCUGUCUGGCCCCACCAGGCCCAGUCAAGGUCCCUGCUUUGGGGCAGAUGGGAGGAGGGGGUCACUGAGCCACAGGGACUCCAGAGGUGGCUCUGUAGGAAGCACACCAUGCCUUCCUUCCCGCCUGGUCACAGCCUCAUAACAGCUGUGUCUCUCAACUUCUCAGGGUCAAAGACAAAGGCAAGAGUUGCUGAAUUUUCUCUUUAAGGGCCAUUGGAAAAAUUCUGGUUUGAUUUCUCCCGACUCUCUUCUUCCCCCUUUAUUUGGGGACUUUGGGUUUUCUGAAGGCACAAGAACUAUGGUCUUGUGCCACUGGUCUGCGAUUCAGACCUCUCGGUGUGUUUCCAGCAUCUACCCACCUCUGGUCAGCAGUGGCCACGUGCUGCCCCGUGAAGACGCCAGUAGGCUGGGAAGCGCUGGCGAGGGAGGCAGGCCCCAUGGGAAUCGGAGGUCUUUACCCACUUGGGCACGUGGCCAGAAGCACCUGUGACUUGUGGGUUUGGGACUUCUCCAAACCACAUCCCUGGGCAAGGGCUCUUUGGGGGAAAUACCAGUCAGAGAGGCCCUGACCUCUUCCUCUGGAAGAUUCGCUAAGAGUCUUAGGGCUUCUUGAGCUGGUGGUUCCUCUCCUGUCCAGCUCGCUCUCUUCAUCACAGGCAGCAUACGGUCCAUUUUUGUCCCCAAACCUGCUGUUUUAAUCUAAGUGCAAGCUGGUUCUGCAUUUUUACCAGAGGGUAAUACUGAAGUUUUUUAUUUACAUACCUGUAAUCAAAAUGCAAUACUAUAAACUUUCACUGGUGAGACUCCUGAACUCAGUCUGUUUUCUUCUCUUAGUAAAAUCCAGCACCUUUGUCCUCUUCAUUCUUUCCACCACUGUGGCUUUAAACUGUCUUCAGAUUCUUCCUCAUCUCCACCAUCUUGUCUUAUGUCUUCACCCUCCUGGACACCCAUAGAAACUGAAAUACUGCAUUUCUUAAACAUUUUAGUUUCAACUUCUGGGCGUUCCCACUUCGCUGUUUAAAUCCAACCACAGCGGUGCUGAAUGCAGCCUGCUUCUAGGCAGAGCUCCUUCCAUUCUGGGUGGGAAGAUAAGAUGCAGGGGUUCCUCCCCCUUCCUUGUCCUGGAUAACUAGCCUGCUUGGAAUUGUCUAAAACUUGGGAGAAGAAGAUGGUCUGGCGGGUCUGUGGCAGGAAGGUCCUGAGUUCAAGGCGGCAAGAAGGUGAAUGAGUGCAGCGACCCUUGUUUUUAAGGAGUGGGAGGGAUGGAGACUUUGGUGCUUUU